Plasmopara halstedii is the source of this 570-nucleotide messenger RNA. Its product is annotated as Phox homologous domain. Lineage: Eukaryota; Oomycota; Peronosporomycetes; Peronosporales; Peronosporaceae. Bases 1 to 570 code for a protein of 189 amino acids. The transcript has a single exon. The record is from RefSeq and is a predicted model, not a curated record. Gene Ontology annotation, molecular function: phosphatidylinositol binding.
AUGAAAGUCGCUUCAACACCAAUACUUAAAUCUUCUAGGCACCAUCGCAUGCGAGCAAUAUCAAUCGAUCUUCCUGACGCUACUGCGUGGCUGAAAAACCUUCAAAUUCGCUUACAGACUGCAGUUAAUGGGCACUACGAAAUUCAUGCAACGUAUAUUUCUCCUCGCUGGCAAGACAAACAGAUAGUGUGGACUGUUAGUCACUCCUUUGACGCAUUUCGUCGUUUUCGCAAGCAGCUUCUGCAAAGGCUACAACUAGGCCACAAAUGUACUGCCGAGUGCAAGUGGCUUCAUUCGGUUGUAAAGAACCAUUUUCCUAAGACAAAGUUGUUCACCGUCAAUAGACCACCUGCCACAGAAGAGCGCCGAUCAUCUCUGCUGCGAAUACUCAAGAUUCUUCAGGAUUCGCUUACGAAUAGAGGCAAUCAAGGUUGUAAGGUACUUGUGUAUGGAGUGUGUAACGACUUUGCAGCUUUCAUUUGCGGCAGCGAUUAUAAAGUACCCGAUAUUUCGUGGGUUGCAAUGCUGUCUUCGCAACGUAGCAACGGAAGAACACAUGUUCCUGAUUAG